Messenger RNA from Larimichthys crocea (large yellow croaker), 1827 nucleotides. It is a transcript of the gene ppp1r14d, whose product is annotated as protein phosphatase 1 regulatory inhibitor subunit 14D. Gene Ontology annotation, molecular function: protein serine/threonine phosphatase inhibitor activity. Gene Ontology annotation, cellular component: cytoplasm. Lineage: Eukaryota; Metazoa; Chordata; Actinopteri; Sciaenidae. The record is from RefSeq and is a predicted model, not a curated record. Gene Ontology annotation, biological process: innate immune response; regulation of phosphorylation. The coding region runs from base 329 to 691 and encodes 120 amino acids. The transcript is spliced from 4 exons.
UGCAGCCAGUGGGUGUUGCAAGAGGAGGAGGGAAGGAGAGCAAGACAGUGAGCUUUAGAGAGAGAGAGAGAGCGAGAGAGAGGACGAGGACAGGCAGAGAACCAGAGCUAGUGUUAUAGAGAGAGAGCACGAACACUCAACAAGAUAAUAGGAGAUACGCGUGGGAACAGUAGCCCACAGGAAAGGCAAAGAUAGAGACAGAGCAGGGGAGCCGGUGUGCAAAACGUACGUGUCAUAGCCUGUGGGUCUGUCUGUGUGAGUGUGUGAGUGUGUGUGUGCGUGAGAAAGCUCAGUGUGUUUCCACGGUUCUCCUGAGGCCGUGGCAGCCAUGGCGUCAGAGCCAAGCACCCAGUCCAGGGUGAUGUUCCAGGCAGCGGACAAAACAGAGGAGCCGGCGCACCGCAAGCUGGGCAAGCUGACAGUCAAAUACAACCGCAAGGAUCUGCAGAGGAGGUUGGACAUUGAGGAGUGGAUCGACGGGCAGCUGCACCUGCUGUUUGACUGUGAGGAGGAAGAGAUACCAGAGUUAGAGAUUGACAUAGAUGAGCUCCUGGAGCUGACAGACGAGGGGCAGAGAACCCGGCUGCAGGAGCUGUUGCAGGAAUGCGGAAAGCCAAAAGAGGACUUUAUCAACGGGCUGCUCUACAGGAUAAAGGGUUUACGCAAAAUGUCAGGUCCCUUGAAGAAAUAAUUAUAGGUCAAAUAAAGAAUUGAGACAAUGUGGAGCCUCUUAUCUUCCCAUGCGUUAACUGUUUGGAUGCCUGUAUGUGCGGUUCAAAUGUCUGUGGGACUAUCUUUCUGCCCUCUGCACCCUUCCAGAGUCAGCAUCAGUCUAGCACCAGAGCAGUAGGGUCUUGAAUGGAUUCUUUUUUAUUAUUAUUUCACUUUAAUUUAUGGACUGCUAUAACACUUUGUCUCCCAUAAACAAACCAAUAAUGAACAUGUGAUAAAAGCUGUAUAGACUAUUACUCAGAGACGGACUGCUUUUUUUUUUUUUUUUGUGCAAGACUGUACAUUUUCGGUUGCCUAUUUAUGUACAUAAAUUUUUUUUUUGUUCUGAUAACAGUGUUGUAUGUCAAAAUAAAACUGAACAUUUUCAAGACAAGGCUGUUGAUGAAUAAUAAAAAAGGGGUUACAUCUGACAGCAUCUGUCAGGCAUUAUUCACGCACAGAAAUAAAUAUUGACAUGUCCAUUACACUCAUCAAUUUAAAGUACCAAUGAUCUAUCUACUAUCCUGUUAUCAUAAUUGCACUUUAUUACUGCUCUAAAACACUUAUUUGCUUUUAACAGUGAUUAUGUUCUACUGUCUAGAGACAACUACAAGACUUUACUGUAAUACAGCUGUCAGCACAUCAUUCCCAGAAUACAAGCUUCUGUUUUCCGCCGUAAAUUUUUCAACAAAGUGAUGUAAACAAAGGAGACGUUGACAUGUCAGGUCGAGGAGUAAACACAGUGAAAUCAGCAGCAGGAAGGUCCAUUAAGAAUGCAUCCAUUAUCCUCAUCCAUUUCCUGUCUGUGAUGUACGUCUGACACGGCCAGAAAAGGCAAACACAGUAACGGCCUCCAUACAAACCUUAAUGGAGCAAGCCCCUAGAGGAGAGUGUAAUUGCGGUUUCUCCCCAGUUAGCUCGACAGUAAUGCACACUGAUGAAACUGCACUCUGGCCUUCUCUGUCAUACGCAGGGGGUCUUUCGUCUGAGGGCUCCAUUAUAGUAAUUUGCUUGGUUCGUCCCCACUUUCACUCUUGCCUCUCUGACACAUACCAUAAGACUGCAUUUCUGACAAGGCCCGUCAGCCUGAGACAUUUUUGUUGAGUGAUCAAAAAA